Molecule: messenger RNA, 1876 nt
Organism: Benincasa hispida (wax gourd)
Lineage: Eukaryota; Viridiplantae; Streptophyta; Magnoliopsida; Cucurbitales; Cucurbitaceae
Gene: GATL3
Product: galacturonosyltransferase-like 3
Cellular component (GO): Golgi apparatus
Molecular function (GO): glycosyltransferase activity
Source: RefSeq, a predicted model, not a curated record
AAUAUUAAAUUAAAUUCGAAAAAUCCUCACCCAAUUGCGAUAGCAAUUACAUAUUGUCCCCAAUUAAAGCACGGGAGGUAGUGCUGCUACAAGCAAGUAGUCACGAAUCAAUUAAUUAAAUAUUAUCCUGUGUGGGCCCCUCAAUUAAUUAAUUCAUCACCGCCCUUCAAUCCAACGGCCUCAAUCUACUGCCGUUUGAUUAACACACUCAUGAUUUGGGUCUAUCAUAAGUCAACUGUUUAGUCAAAGCAGGUCAAAUUUCUUUUCAUCGCACCCGUUCAUUUCGUAUCCCACCUAUCGUACGGCUAUUAAUGAAAGUUGUAUUUAGGCACGUCCACACGAUUUAAAACCCCGACCACAGUCACGGCGAUGAAAUGAAGUCAUUUCAAUUUCCAGCCUGGCUUCAUUUGUCCGUUUAAUAUUCCGGCCCCACCAAAAAGUAAAUUACCCCUAAUUUCCAAUUUUACCCCUCUCUUCUUCUCAAAUGCUUCGUCUUCCUUCUCCGCCUCCCCCAAAAAAUUGCCCUAAUGGCCUUCCUGGUUUUACUCUUCUUCCUCGCCGUAACUGCACGGUUUCCGUCGACGGUGGUCUCCGGCGAGUUUCCGGUAUUCAGAGAAGCGCCGGCAUUCCAAAACGGUCGGGAAUGUCGCCGGACAACGAAGCCUUCUGUUAUCCACAUCGCCAUGACUUUAGACGCUACCUAUCUCCGAGGAUCGAUAGCCGGAGUAUUUUCCGUACUUCAGCAUUCAGCCUGCCCGGAAAACAUAGUGUUCCACUUCAUCGUCACGCACCGGCGAUUAGAGCUCCGGCGCAUCAUCACCACCACAUUCCCCUACCUGAACUUCCAUCUCUACCAUUUCGAUUCAAAUCUAGUAAGAGGAAAAAUCACCUACUCGGUUCGACGAGCCCUAGAUCAGCCACUGAAUUACGCGAGAAUGUACCUGGCAGAACUAUUACCACUCACCGUUAAUCGAAUCAUCUACUUCGAUUCAGAUCUGGUGGUGGUGGACGACGUGGCGAAACUGUGGAAGAUCAAUUUAGGGAAUCACGUGCUGGGAGCGCCGGAGUAUUGCCAUGCGAAUUUCACGAAUUACUUCACGCCGAAAUUCUGGAAUUCAGAAUAUGCGGCGGCGUUUGAGGGGCGGAAACCGUGUUAUUUCAACACGGGGGUGAUGGUGAUCGAUUUGGGAAAAUGGAGGGAAGGGAAAUACACGGAGAGGCUGGAAAAAUGGAUGAGGAUUCAGAAGAGGAACAGAAUUUAUGAGCUGGGAUCGUUGCCUCCAUUUUUGCUGGUUUUUGCUGGGGAUGUUGAAGGAGUUGAGCAUCGAUGGAACCAACAUGGGUUGGGUGGGGAUAAUUUGAAAGGGGUUUGUAGGGAUCUUCAUCCUGGUCCGGCCAGUUUACUCCAUUGGAGUGGAAAAGGGAAGCCAUGGCUGAGAUUAGAUGCUAAGAAGCCUUGUCCACUAGAUAGUUUAUGGGCUCCUUAUGAUCUUUCUCGUUAUUCCUCUCUGUUUUCUGACAAUUGAAAUCGCCGGAAGGAAAGAGGUCGCCAUCACUGCCGCCGGUGACGGUGCUUUAAGCUGAGCCCAUGGUUGAAGCGAAGGGGGUGUGGGCCUGUUUGGGUUGGUUGUAUUCUGGGCCGGGCUACAGCCUUCAACAAUGUAAAAAUGGAUUCGUUUUUUCUUUUAUUUUUUUUUCCCUCAACAAGCAACAAAUUUUUUAAACUUUUUAGGUUAACGUUCAUUGUGAUGAAAUUUAGAUUGAAUCAGCCGAGUAUAAUCGACUGCAAUUAUAGGGUUUUUUUUUUAGUGCAACGAUUAUAAAGUGGGUAUUGAACAACAAACAUUUUAGACUAUGAUAAUUUGUGUGUUAUCUA